AUGACCGCAUCUGCCAACAACGCCCGCAAUGGCUCCAUGCUCCCUCCGCCCACCCAGUAUCAUGGCCACAAGCGGCAAGCCUCCAAUCGUCCGUCUCAGAUCAUCCAAGAAGACACCGCAGACUCACAUAUUCCAGUGCCCGAACCUCCAUCCAAGCGAAAGACUUUGGUAGAGAGAGCUGGCGAACCGUUGAAGCAGAGCUUAGCGGCUCCUCGUUCGAACACCGCCGUCAGCAGCUCUGUAUCGUCCGUCAUAUCUGCUCGUUCAGGAUCGAGCUUCUCUCAAUCCUCGAGAAACACGUCAAACCACUCCCGCCACACUUCGAACUCGUCGUUCUCCGCCAGCGUCAACUCAGGCAUCCGUCCACCCGCAUCCACCCUAGCUCGACCUAAGACAUCCCUCGCCAAAGAACGUAAUGGACAAGCCGCUCCGAGGCCAGCUACAUCACAUGGGAACCGUGCCCAGCCCAAGGAGGAUGCCAGAUCUAAGCGUAUGUAUCCCACAAGCCCCGUGAAACCUGUAUCACCUUCCCCACGGAUGGAUUUCUCUGUCACGAAGAGAGGCGCCCUUUCCACAGCUUCCCAUGUGAGCAGGAUAUUGUCUUCCCGUGAGGUCUCUCUUUCCAAGGCUUUUGCAGGCAUGCGCUUGACCAGCAGCAAUGCUGAGCUUGCACCAUCCCCCGCCAAAAGUCCUACGAGGAUCCCACGUGCCAAACUCUCUUCCCCCAAGAAGCUGCAGGACAUUCCCAAGAUCACGCCGCCGAAGAUGACUCCCCCAGAGCGUCCUAUAUGGCACCCUUCUCCUAUUCCCGUAUCCCCAUCCAAAUCUAGUAAGAAACGUCAAUUUCUAACUGUCGAUUCUAAUUUAGAAGACUGGGACCCCGAAGAGCAAUAUGGCAAUAUGGAGCGUAUGUAUCAAGACGUGUGCUCCCACUACAAGGUGGCGAUGGAGGACAACAGCAGUUUUCGAGAGACGACCAGCGUGUACAAGCAAGCAGUUGCCAAGCUCGAAGAAGAACGGUCAUCCCUAACAGAAUCAAUCAUUGCCCUGAAAGCUGAGAACGAGACGAGCAAGUAUCGGGUCAGCGCUGCUGAACGCGAGAAGCUGGAAGCAAAGCGUGAUGCCGAGGAAGAGAUCGAGGAGGUCCGACGCCAAUUCCGCAUCGAGAUGGAGAGUGUCAAGCAGGCUCAUCGAGACGAAGUUGAGCGUCUCAAGAGCGAUCACCGAGACGAGAUCCGUGAUUUCAAACGCAGGUAUGACGACGAGUUGGAGCAUGAACGCUCCCAGCGCAUUCAAGCACUGAGCCAGGUCUCUACCGCGACUGCACUCGAGAAGCAGAAGCAGCAGCUUGAGCUCGAUUCAAAGGAGCGAGAGAUUCUCAAUGUCAAGUCCGAAGUCGACCGGAUCAACGCAGGCCUCACGAGAGAGCAGGCUCUCAACGAUGAGCUGAGACAGACGCUGGCGAACGCAGGCAACACAGCUGCUGCCAUGGAGAAUGCUCGACAAGCGUUGCAGGCAAAGAUCGAGUUCCUCGAGUCCGACAACAAGUCACAAUCCGAGGCCUACGCGAGCAUGGAGCGGCGCAUGAGCGAGGCCCUCGAGAAGGCCGAAGAGUGCAUGGAGAAGCUCCGCAGAGAAGAAACGUUGCGGAGGAAGCUACACAAUCAAGUGCAGGAAUUGAAAGGGAACAUCCGCGUCUUCUGCCGUGUUCGGCCUAGCCAUCCAAGCUCCGGGGGCGAAGAGACGGCCAAAAUCAGCUUUCCAGACGAAGACGACUCGAAGCAAAUUGAGGUCCGCGGUCCCGAAGAGACCAGCAGCCUUGGAAAGGUCACCACGAAGAAAUACGAUUUCGAGUUCGAUCGCGUCUUCGACACCGCCUCCCACAAUAGCGCCGUUUUCGAGGAGAUCAGCCAACUGAUUCAGUCUGCCCUCGACGGCUUUAAUGUCUGCAUCUUCGCCUAUGGCCAAACGGGUUCGGGUAAGACCUUUACAAUGUCUUCGGAGGACGGCAUGAUCCCUCGCGCACUGCGUCAGAUCUACAGUACCAGCAAGGAACUUGAAUCCCGUGGCUGGUCGUACACCAUGGAGGGCAGCUUCAUCGAGGUCUACAACGAGGACAUUCGCGACCUCCUCGGCGAGGAGGGCCGCAGCACCACGUCCGCCACCAAGAAACACGAAAUUCACCACGAUACUGCUAAAUGCGAGACAACCAUCACCAAUAUCACUACCCUGAGCCUGAACUCGCAAGACCAAGUGGAGGGCAUCCUGGAGCAGGCCAUGGCGCGCCGCUCUGUCGCCGCCACAAGUGCCAACGAGCAUUCAUCGCGUUCGCACUCUGUGUUCAUCCUCAAGUUGCAGGGCUACAAUGCCACCACUGGAGAGCGGUCCAAGGGUACGCUGAAUCUUGUUGACCUUGCGGGCAGUGAACGUCUCAAUGCUUCCAAAGUUGAGGGUGCGCGCCUCAAGGAAACGCAGAACAUCAACAAGUCGCUAUCUUGCCUCGGCGAUGUCAUCAGCGCCUUGGGGCAGCAAUCUGCUGGAGGCUCUGGUAGUGGCGGCUUCAAUCCACGAGCAAGCGUCAAUGCUGGCAGCGGCUCAGAUGGCGGGGCUCAUAUUCCCUACAGGAAUAGCAAGUUGACGUACCUGUUGCAGUAUAGUCUGAGUGGCAACUCGAAGACGCUGAUGUUUGUGAUGGUUGCGCCGGAGAAGAAGCAUCUACAAGAAACGAUCACAAGCUUGAAGUUUGCAGAGAAGGUGGGGAACACAAGGAUUGGUGUGGCGAAGAGGUCGAAAUAA
Cyphellophora europaea CBS 101466 is the source of this 2796-nucleotide messenger RNA. RefSeq lists its product as uncharacterized. Gene Ontology annotation, molecular function: ATP binding; microtubule motor activity; microtubule binding. Bases 1 to 2796 code for a protein of 931 amino acids. The transcript has a single exon. The record is from RefSeq and is a predicted model, not a curated record. Lineage: Eukaryota; Fungi; Ascomycota; Eurotiomycetes; Chaetothyriales; Cyphellophoraceae. Gene Ontology annotation, biological process: microtubule-based movement.